AUAAGAAAUUCUUAAAUUUUUGUCCUCUCUGAGUUAGUUAUUUUGUAUUGAAAAUAUGCUGAUUUAUAUUUCACAAAUCUUUUUGUAAUCUUCUUGAACCAUUUCAUCCCACAUAGUUUUUACUUUAUCAAUGGUCGUUAAAAAAAAUCAUAGUAAACUUUCUUUUGUAUGUUAAACGCCAUCUGUUUGCAAUUUGUGAAACUAUCCAUCCCAAAGAGAUUACAUAUACUCCUAAGUAGUAUACUUAUUAUAGGUUAUGUUUUAUCAUAAUUAUUUGCAAAAAAAAAAAAAUGUUGAAUUUUAAAUGUUUGUAAAUUUAAAUAUUAUCGUUCGUUUGUUUAUUACGCAAGUUUUCUUACCUACCGCUAAUACAACAGAAUACUUUUAGCCUAUAUAAUGUUUACAUACUAAAUUAUUAAAUUUAAACAUGGUUGAGGCACACAGUAUUAAUUCGGAACACAAAGACUUAAUACACGAUGUUGCAUUUGACUACUAUGGAGAUAGAAUGGCAACAUGUUCGACCGAUAAUUUCGUUAAAGUUUGGGACCAAGAUGUAGAUGGUAAUUGGAAUUUGUCAUCUAGUUGGAAGGCUCAUAGUGGAUCUGUUUGGAAAGUGACUUGGGCACAUCCUGAUUUUGGUCAAGUGUUAGCAACAUGUUCUUUUGACCGAACCGCAGCCAUAUGGGAAGAAAUAUUAGGAGAAAGUGAUGAAAAUGGAACUGUAUUACGUCAUUGGGUGCAUAGAGCAAACUUAGUUGAUUCUGUCACUUCUGUAACUGAUGUAAAAUUUGGUCCAAAAUCUUUUGGAUUUAAUUUAGCAACUUGCUCAGCUGAUGGAGUUUUGCGAAUUUAUGAAGCUCCAGACGCAAUGAACAUUGCUGAAUGGCCAUUGCAACAUGAAGUAUCAUUGAAAUUGCCUAGUAGUUGUCUCACAUGGAAUCCUUUAUUAUCCACAAAUCCAAUUGGAAUGAUAGCAGUUGGUAGUGAUGACAAUUCUAAUACUACAAACAGUAAAGUAUUUAUAUGUGAAUACAAUAAAGUAUCUCGUCGAUGGGCCAAAACUAAAUCUGUAACUAGUGUAGAGCAUCCAGUACAUGACAUGAUAUUUGCACCUAAUAUGGGACGAUCAUUUUAUUUGUUAGCAAUUGCUACAAAUAAUGUUCGUAUAUUAAAACUCAGACCAAUUGUUGGUGCUGCAAGAGAUUUCCCGUAUACUAUUGAAACUGCGGCUCAAUUUAAUGAUCAUUUGAGUACUGUUUGGCGUGUUGCAUGGAAUAUAACUGGUACCGUUUUAGCAUCAUCCGGUGAUGAUGGAUGUGUGAGACUUUGGAAAUUAGACAUCUGGAAUUGUGUUGGAGUGUUAAAACGUGAUGGUAAAUUGCCACAGCCACAAUCUAAAAAUUCCCAAUCAACUGCUCAAAACAAUUUAACGAGAUUCAUAAAACUUGGUCAAAUUACUCAUCCUAGUGAAGUACAUUGGCAUUAAUGACUUACUAUUAAUUUUCCAUCUUUUGUUUAUUAAUUUAUAUCUUGAAUGUGAGAUUAUUCCAUUGUUUUUCAUGUAAAACAGUUACAAUAUUAUUAUAUUUUCUAAAUAUCAACA
Messenger RNA from Myzus persicae (green peach aphid), 1603 nucleotides. Its product is annotated as nucleoporin SEH1-A-like. The coding region runs from base 428 to 1486 and encodes 352 amino acids. The record is from RefSeq and is a predicted model, not a curated record. Lineage: Eukaryota; Metazoa; Arthropoda; Insecta; Hemiptera; Aphididae. Gene Ontology annotation, cellular component: nuclear pore outer ring; Seh1-associated complex. Gene Ontology annotation, molecular function: protein binding; structural molecule activity. The transcript is spliced from 6 exons. Gene Ontology annotation, biological process: cellular response to amino acid starvation; positive regulation of TORC1 signaling.